Plenodomus lingam JN3 is the source of this 156-nucleotide messenger RNA. The record is from RefSeq and is a predicted model, not a curated record. NCBI's taxonomy places the organism in Eukaryota, Fungi, Ascomycota, Dothideomycetes, Pleosporales, Leptosphaeriaceae.
AUGCGAACAAAGAGGCGCAUCUGUCGGUCGAAGGGCCGGCGAACAUCGGCAGCACCCGGGACUACGUCACAAGCAUUGCGGGGUGUCACCGUCUGCCGACCCUACUUCCAUAGGUUCAAUCGAACCCUAAAGAUUGGACCGGCUGCAAUCGAGUGA